AUGUCAACUCGUCAACACAACAUCGCCGUCAUCGCCGGAGAUGGUAUCGGUAUCGAAGUUACCGCAUCCACCUUGGAGGUUCUUCGAGCAGUACAGAAGAAACUAGGGGGCUUUGAGCUGAAAUUUGAUGAACUCGACUACGGAAGCGCCCGAUACAAAGCUCAAGGAUCAUAUACCCCGGAAGGAUGGCUGGAACAUCUACGAAAGUCCGAUGCUAUCUUCUUUGGUGCUGUUGGUGAUCCAGAUGUCCCGGAUCAUAUCUCAUUAUGGGACUUGAUCUUACCCAUGAGACAAAAAUUCCAACAAUACGUCAAUGUGAGACCAUCAGCCAUCUUACCUGGUAUUCCACCAAGGAUCACUAAUGCCCAACCGGGUGACCUAGAUUGGGUGAUUAUUCGAGAAAACACUGAAGGCGAAUAUGCAGGUCAAGGUGGUCGAACUCACGUUGGUACAGAAUGGGAAACAGCAACGGAAGUAGCUGUGUUCACUCGAAAAGGUGUAGAGAGAGUUAUGAGAUUCGCAUUUGAGACCGCUCGAAAGAGACCACGAAAAUUAUUGACAGUGGUCAGUAAGAGUAAUGCGCAGCGUUACGGUCUGGUCCUCUGGGAUGAAGUUGCAGAGAUCGUCUCUAAAGACUUCCCCGAUGUCAAAUGGGAUAAAAUGCUUGUGGACGCAAUGACCGUCCGAAUGGUCACCAAGCCCAAAACACUCGAUACUAUCGUUACCACCAACCUCCACGGAGACAUUCUAUCAGACUUGGCAGCGGGAGUAUCCGGAUCAAUCGGUAUCGCCCAUUCCUCAUCUCUUGAUCCGACUCGAAAAUCUCCAUCACUCUUCGAGCCAGUCCACGGGGCUGCUUUCGACAUCAUGGGUAAGAAUCUUGCCAACCCAAUUGCAGCUAUUAUGUCUGCGGCCGAGAUGUUGAGGUGGCUGGGUGAAGAAAAAGCUGCUGAGAUCAUCGAGAAAGCUUGUAAGACCAGUAUUGCAAAAGGUCAAACUACAGGUGAUCUGGGUGGGAAAUUGAAAACUGACGAGGUGACUGAUGUGGUCAUCAAACUCAUAGAGGGUCAAUAA
This is a messenger RNA of Kwoniella botswanensis, 1074 nucleotides long. RefSeq names its product tartrate dehydrogenase. The coding region runs from base 1 to 1074 and encodes 357 amino acids. Gene Ontology annotation, molecular function: NAD binding; oxidoreductase activity, acting on the CH-OH group of donors, NAD or NADP as acceptor; magnesium ion binding. Lineage: Eukaryota; Fungi; Basidiomycota; Tremellomycetes; Tremellales; Cryptococcaceae. The record is from RefSeq and is a predicted model, not a curated record. The transcript is spliced from 7 exons.